AUGUCUUCGCUCUUCCUGAUUUUCUCUGUAAUUCUCCUCGCAAUCUUCAACCUCACAAAUUCGACCUAUACCGAAAAUGAUGGACUUGUUAGAGCUGUUGAUCUAUUCUCAAAAAUCAAGGAUUUCCACAAACAACACGAUUCCUUGAAUUUUGCAAAUUGUUUUGAUGAAAACUUCAAUUUCAAUGAUUGUGGUGUCAAGUACAAUAAAUCGAAUUAUAUGGAUCAAUUUAUGAAUGUUGAGGAUUUCGAUGAAAGUGCGACUUUUAAUGUAGAACAAGUUCGCGCGAUUCGAUUUGGUUGGAGUUUUAUAGUUGUCGAGAGGUUUUCGGAUGGUGUCGAUUUUUAUUCGAAUUUCACGGCGGCUCGGAGAGCCCAGGUCACGACCAUUUUGCCCCUCGGGUCAGACGAGAGACGACGGGAGUCUGAUGACGUCAUCUGA
This is a messenger RNA of Caenorhabditis angaria, 441 nucleotides long. The record is from the annotation of a GenBank genome assembly. NCBI's taxonomy places the organism in Eukaryota, Metazoa, Nematoda, Chromadorea, Rhabditida, Rhabditidae.